Messenger RNA from Bicyclus anynana (squinting bush brown), 2325 nucleotides. RefSeq lists its product as uncharacterized. NCBI's taxonomy places the organism in Eukaryota, Metazoa, Arthropoda, Insecta, Lepidoptera, Nymphalidae. Bases 54 to 2069 code for a protein of 671 amino acids. The record is from RefSeq and is a predicted model, not a curated record. The transcript has a single exon.
AUUUAAUAAGUAUCUGACCGGUUGGAGAGCGGGCGCGUCUCUAACUUGUUAUAAUGGCUGGCAAGUUUUUGCUAUGCCUCGUGUUCUUGUGUAUAGUAACUGAUUAUUCGCAAUGCAAAAGAUUUGGAUCCAGUUUUGGCCGUGGAUCAAGUUCAGGCGGCAGGGGUUGGUUUAGCUCUGGAAGUAAACCAUCUAGCACGUCGAGUUGGUCCAGUUCAGGAAGCAAACCUUCUAGCUCCUCUAGUUGGUUCAGUUCAGGAAACAGUGCACCCAAGUAUCCCUCAUCAUCUUCUGGAUUAUCUGGUUUUGGGAGCAGUGCACCUAAAUACCCCUCAUCAUCAUCUGGAUUAUCUGGUUUUGGCAGCAGUGCACCCAAGUACCCCUCAUCAUCUUCUGGACUAUCUGGAUUUGGAAGCAGUUUACCUAAUUACCCCUCAUCAUCUUCUGGAUUAUCUGGAUUUGGCAGCAGCGCACCUAAAUAUCCUUCAUCUUCUUCUGGAUUAUCUGGUUUUGGAAGCAGUGCACCUAAGUACCCCUCAUCAUCUUCUGGAUUAUCUGGAUUUGGAAGCAGCGCACCUAAAUAUCCUUCAUCUUCUUCUGGAUUAUCUGGUUUUGGAAGCAGUGCACCUAAGUACCCCUCAUCAUCUUCUGGACUAUCUGGAUUUGGAAGCAGUGCACCCAAUUACCCCUCAUCAUCUUCUGGAUUAUCUGGAUUUGGAAGCAGCGCACCUAAGUACCCUUCAUCAUCUUCUGGACUAUCUGGAUUUGGAAGCAGUUUACCUAAUUACCCCUCAUCAUCUUCUGGAUUUUCCGGAUUUGGAAGUACUGUUCCUAAGUAUCCUUCAUCAUCAACAGGCUUAUCAGGAACAGGAAGUAAAUAUCCAUCGACUAGCUGGUCAGGUACUGAUACUCAAAAACACUACUAUCCUACUUCUUCUAACGUACAUCAUUCAAGCAAUACUGGAUUUGGUCUCAAUAAUUACGGUACCCAUAACUAUGGGCACGGGACUCCAAGCCGUGGGUUUUUCAACAGUCCAACAUACUAUACUGCGCCACAGCACGUCUACAUUACUGAAUACCGUAAUUCAGGCAGCCGGUACAGUGAUCUGCUAACUGGUUUAGCGUUAUAUAAUAUGGGCCGUUCACAUAGCCACCACAACCAUUAUUACUACAACGAUGAUUAUUACAGACGGAGGUAUAACACUGAAUCCACUUCGUAUGAUACACCGAAAGAUGAGGCUACCUGCAAUUUGAGGAUCAAAGAGGAUAAUAAAGUUGAAUUACUUAAAAUACCAUGUGAAAUAGUAUCCACUUUCACAGAGGGGAGCAAAAAAGUGGCACAGGAGACGUUCACACAAACAUUAUGUGUAUCAAAUUAUACAGUGAUUGAAAAUACACUUCCCAUAUCUGCAGCUCCAAUUGUAAACAUUACUGUACCGAACAAUGCUUCAACCCAUAUGCCUGAAGUAUCAUUAAAAUUCCUGACAAAUGUGACUGGUUCCAUAGUUAACGCGACAACACUAUUAAAUGCUACAUCCCUAUUGAAUGCCACACUUUCACCUUCCACUGAAAGUAAUGCCAUAGCAUUAAAAUUCCUGACAAAUGUGACUGAUUCCAUAGUUAACGCGACAACACUAUUAAAUGGUACAUCUCUAUUGAAUGCCACACUUUCACCUUCCUCUGAAAGUAAUGCCACAGCAAUGAAUUCCACGUUAUCAAAAGCAAACGAGACUACUAUAUCUACUACUGCAAGUGCUGCAAAUUCAACGAUAUUUAGACAUACGACAUCCAAUAUAACAGUAAUAAAUGCCACAAGUUGUACUGUUCAAGCCGAUCCCUUAGCAGUUAAGGGGCCGCCGGUGAAUGCUAACAAAAUGGAGUGUGAAGUAGACAUUAUUACUAAAGAUUCGAAUGUUUUAAGAAGCAAAAUUGAUUGCAGCAUCUUGCUACAAUACGCGAAAAUGCCGGAACCCAAAAAGGAAACCAGUGCUAUUUUGCCUUCAAGAACUAAACUAAAAUCUUGGCUUUCUAAUCCGCCUUGGUGGAUGUCAUUAUUUAUUGCAAUAUAAAAUAGUUAACUUAUAUAAUAAUUAUAAUAGUAAACUUAUGCAGUUCUUCCGCCGAAAAGUUCCUUAGUCAUUUGCAUUUACAUUUUUUGUUUUUUGUUUUUGUGAAGUAAAACUUAUUUAUGCACACUUGACUUGGGGAGUAAGCUUGUGAAUCCGUUACGAAAAGUGUAAUCGGGUAAGGCGAACGGACGUUGAGAGGGAGUGCUAAAGAAGUUUUACUUCAGUCGUGUGGAAGCAAACUCGUUUUUUUAUAGCU